Molecule: messenger RNA, 1293 nt
Organism: Gastrolobium bilobum
Lineage: Eukaryota; Viridiplantae; Streptophyta; Magnoliopsida; Fabales; Fabaceae
Product: protein MARD1-like
Exons: 3
Coding region: 159-974 (271 amino acids)
Source: RefSeq, a predicted model, not a curated record
UUCUCUUUCUGUUUGCUCUCCAUAAAGUUUCAGAACAAAAAUUGAAAAAUAAUUAUGAUCACAAGUCAGUGUUGCACUAACAUGGGAAUAUAUGCUUUUUCUCCUUGAAGAAAAUUAGUAACAUUAGUUUACGCAGUGGUCGUAGAAGAAGGGACUUGAUGCUGCUCAGGAACCGAUCAAGAGCAGUAACCAAGCCAAGUUUGAUGGGUGAUAAAAGCUCACAGCCAUCUCCAAAUCAGAAUUAUGCUAGAACUAUUCCAUCUCUAUUUGGCUCACCAAAGUUUAGAGAUUUCACCAUGAAGCGUCUAUCAGGAUCUGAGGCUUUGCGCAGCCCAACAUCAAUUCUUGACACAAGAGCAUUAUCCCCAAAUGGGAAUCCUUUCUCAUAUGAAAACAGGACCGAAGCUAUGAUAUCCCCAAGAAUGCAAUCAGAAAAAAGAAGCUCUUGGGAAAAGAUGGAUUCACAAGGCAUUGGACUUGCUCUUGUGGGUGCACUUAAAGAUGAGACUUUUGAUGACAAUUCUGCUAAACCAAGCAAUGGGAAUGUCCUGUUUGGAACUAAGCUUAGAGUGAAAAUCCCUCCCCUGCCACCACCUUCCACGUUUGAGUCUAAAACAUGUGAUGUUGAUUUUGGUGCCAAAGCUAAGGAUUCUCCACCAGCAGUUGUGACAGGUGUUUUGAGUUUGAGUGAGAUGGAGCUUUCUGAGGAGUACACAUGUGUGAUAUCCCAUGGACCUAAUCCAAGAACAACCCAUAUAUUCGAUAAUUGUGUUGUGGAAAGCUAUUGUUCUCUGCCCAAUAACCCGCACACUUCUUUGGUCAAUUUCCUUAGCUUUUGUUACACUUGCAAGAAGCAUCUUGAGCAGACAAUGGAUAUCUUUAUUUACAGAGGAGAGAAAGCUUUCUGCAGUCAAGAAUGUCGCCACCAAGAGAUGGUGUUAGAUGGAGCAGAAAAUUCAGAUGGUCAUUAUUGACUUCAUUUUCCCUUGAGCGCUUUACUUUCACCGCGGCCUCAAAGUCUUGCAUUUUGGUGAGGAUAACUAGCUAGUCACAAUUUUCCAAUUUUUGUUUAGGAUUUCUAGAUAAUAUUUCAUUGUGACCAGCAUAUUCUUUUUCACCCUUUUGAAGUUCUUUGUUUUUGUUUUUGUUUUUUGUGUUUUUUUCUCCCCUCUCCCUUGCAAAUAGAGAUAAGAGAGGAUGUAGAGUUUAUUUCAAGAAAUGAGUAAUUAAGAUUGCUUCUGGCUUUCCCCUUUGUUUUUGGCCGAAGCAGAUGAUCAUGAAUAUGAUUGAAAA